Molecule: messenger RNA, 345 nt
Organism: Onychomys torridus (southern grasshopper mouse)
Lineage: Eukaryota; Metazoa; Chordata; Mammalia; Rodentia; Cricetidae
Gene: Galp
Product: galanin like peptide
Exons: 5
Coding region: 1-345 (114 amino acids)
Biological process (GO): defense response to Gram-negative bacterium; antimicrobial humoral immune response mediated by antimicrobial peptide; behavioral response to starvation
Cellular component (GO): extracellular region
Molecular function (GO): hormone activity
Source: RefSeq, a predicted model, not a curated record
AUGGCCUGUCCCGUGCGUCCGGUCCUCUUCCUCGCCAUCUUGCUGAGUCUGGCGGACACCCUGGAAGCUGUGCCUGUUCACAGGGGACGAGGAGGCUGGACCCUCAAUAGUGCCGGUUACCUCCUGGGUCCUGCCCUCUACCUUCCCUCGAAGGCAGACCAAGGCAGGAAGAGGGACUCGGCUCUGGAGAUCCUAGACCUGUGGAAGGCUAUGGACGGACUCCCUUAUUCCCGCUCUCCAUGGAUGACCAAGAGGGCCCUGGUAGAAACAUUUGUCAAGCCCAGGAGUGGAGAUCUGCACGUACUGGACAGGGAUAUUCCCAGCGAAGAAGCUGCCCUGCCGUGA